UACACGGAAGUGAACAAUAUCGUCACUUAGCGUUUUAGUUAUUUAUAUGUUUGUUUACACCCAGGAACUCAAAAUCGUACUCAUUUAACUUCUCAGUAUCAUAUACUUACAACAAAUCGUGUUUAAUUCGUGUUGGUGAAAGUACUUGUUGAUAUAUGUUAUCUAGGUAACGCUAUUUAGCUAGCUGCUAACAAUGGCUGACUGUAACGAUAUGGGUUUUCACACUCAAAUAGCCUCCGUUAUGGAGGUUCUAGCGAAUGCAGCCGUUGCAGAGAUCUGUAAACUCGUAGACGACGACUAUGCAGUGUUUCGUUUGGAAAUUUCUCAAAGUCAGAAAGAAAACAGCGGAUUACGGAGGAAACUACAACUACUGGAACUGAAGGUGGCACGGGAGCGUCGUUCCAGUAGUGUCAAGAUCCUCGACCGAUACAAAACAGGAUUGGCAAGAGGUGAAGGACAUCUCACUGGAGGCCACAGGAGUUUCGGGAAGCCAGCGGGACACAAUACAUGGAAUGAUGACCAACCAAUUACUGUUGAUGAGCCUGCAGAUGCAGGUCCUGGGUUCAAGCUAGAGAGGUCUGAAGGAGACGAGGACCCACGGCACUGCAGAAACAUCCAGACCAGAGUCGAGGACCCUACCACUGACGCAGUGCAGCCCAGGACCCGACGCAGCAUUACGGAGGAGGAUGAAGGUCCAGAGGUGCUGCUGGUGAAGGAGGAGGUAUGUGAAGAGAGUCUGAGGAACACUGAUGGGACCAUGGUCAUGGAGGACAACCAGACGACACCACCUCCUGAACCCACAGAGGAACCAGCUGAGCAGCACAGGACCACACACAGUCUCACUGAGUCAGUAGACAUGGAGGAUGGGAAGCCUGAUCUGCUGCUGGUCAAAGAGGAGACAAUAGAAGACGGACCAGAGAGCAUUGACCUGCUGAGUGGACUAAAGAUGGGGGAGCAAGGUGGCUGGCUGGAGGCUAUCAGAGGAGACUGGGUGGCCGUCUUGGAUUCCCAGACGGGUGCAGCCAAGGGCCCAGGGGACGACGUCACUGAGCAGGUCCGGACCAGAGGCGACAUAGUAGAGACUGCAGUCCUUGAAGACCUGCUGAUAUCCGGUGUUACUGGCGGGAGAGACUGGACCUCUGAAGUGGAUGGUCACAAACCCUGGCAACAGAUCAGGAACAUGGAUCAGGAGCCGUCGCUCUUCCUUCCCGAGUUGGAGCCAGGACCCAACCGUGAGGGACAGAGACUCAACCACCACACAGAACACAACCAGUGGACAGGUGGACUGAACAACAGUCCUGGUGGUCAUCAGAGAGACGGAGGCUCCAGUCAGGGAUCCAGUCUGCAGCCCAGACCCUUCUCUUCACAGUCUCAGUGCAGGGAUGAAGCAGGACCUUGGGCUGAUAGAGAUAGACCCAGACCCUCCUGUUCCUAUGAUACAAACACCACAAUAUCCAUGAUGAACAGUGCAGGUCACCCUGGGCUUCAGCCUUCACAGAGAGUGGUGGGAGGCCCUCCUGGUGAGAGUCUAACAGGAAGUCUGUCUUCUCCUUCAGGGUCUCAUCUAAUCCCUGGUGAAUGGGUUCACAGAAGACGUGGGUCUAGCCUUCCUCAGUUACCUCAUGGUUACCCCACCAAUACAGAAAAGGUUAGGAUGGGUGUUCACUUAGCCUGUAACACAACACACAAUCCCAACAACACCCAAACAAUGGCAAGAGGUCACGAAGGGAGCUCAAAGACUAACCACCUGAGGGUGGUGACUCCCGUUUCUACCUCUGGUGUCAUUGGGUCACAACGUGGGAGGCCGAGCAUUAGGACGGACACCGACAAGCCGUACGCCUGCCCCACGUGUGGGAAGCGCUUUACUGAGGCGAACCAUGUGAAGCAGCACCAGACAGUUCACACCCUUCAAGUGCAGACUAAACUACAAGAGCUUAUCAGACAUAGGAGUGUCCACAACGGGGAGAAAUCGUAGCAGUGUGUCUUCAGAUGUACGCAGGGGAUGUCAGGGAAUCACCUUUCAGCUGACAUAUUAUAGUUAUCAUGUGAAGUGUCUUGGGGUAAGAGUGUAAUUAACAACAUACCCCCUCAUUAACACUAACUUGUUUUUAAGAGACAGUACAUCAAGGCUCGAACAAAGACAGUUUAAUGUUGACCUUACGGAGGUGAUGUCGAUGGAAUAAAGUAAUUAUAUUAUUUUCUACUCUAUUCUUGCUAAACACACUGUUCUUUCUAAACAAGUUUGCUCUCAGCUUGAAAGAUACUGAUCAUAGGAGAUUUGAUGUGUAAUGUAAUAAGCAGUGCCGUGUUUCAAAGAACAGGGUAAAUAACUUUUUCAUUUAACCACACCCUUUGAACUAUUAAGCCAACCAAUAAGGACUACAGCCUUAAAAUGUGGAUUAUGGAGAGUCUAUGCUAAUGGUGCCACGUCAGACACCCUACUCACUUGCACAGGUUCACCACAAAGGUGUCACCCCUCCUUUUUACAUUUUCUACACCAAUGACUGAGUGCCCACGCCAACCGCCAUUUUGUGAAGUUUGCCGAUGACGCAGUCCUCUGGUCAAUCCUCUCAAGAGCCUGACCAUGGCCCAGCCAUCCAGGACUUCAUUGACUGGUGUGGCAGUACGCCGCUGGAGUUGAAUGUCUUUAAGACAAAAUACAAUUAUUGUACAAUUAGCCCGCCAGUACAAUGAUCAUUGAUGGAGAGGAGGUGGACAAUGUGGACCAGUAUACAUAUCUUGGUACCAUCUUUGAUAACACCCGGAAGUUUGAGCAAAACACAGACGACCAUCAUCAAAAUAGCAGACACAAUACUUCCUCAGGAAAUUGAACUCAUUAAGUGUCCACAAAUCAAUAUCGCAAUCCUUUUUACAGUUCUUUCAUCGAGAGCAUUCUGUGUUGUCCUUCGUAUGCUGGUUUACAUCCCUCUCUGUCAAGAACAGAUACUGCCUUCAAGCCAUUGUGAAGACCUGCUCAAAGAUCACCGGGCUGCCUUUCAGAAGUCUGGCCUCAUUCUUUGAGCAGCAGGCCAGGAGGAAAGCCUAUGACAUUGUGAGGGAGAGCACUGUGUCCUCAACCCGCAGUUCCAUCUGCUCCCCUUUGGGACAUUACUUGUGCUUUCUCAAGUGUUCCACCAAUAGGUGCAGGGCGUUUGUGCCCGAGGCCAAUCGCCUGGUUAACAGGAAAAUGUAAUGAAGACCUAGGGACUAUUCUGGAGAUAAUUAAUGGCAGGGCUAAACUAAGAACUGUGGCUACCAUGGACUUAAAAUGGCACCAUGCACUUUUAACUGAUGCCUUAGUUGUUGUUUUUUUGUCUCCUGUGUGUGUGUGUUUGUCCUGUCUGAAGCACCGUCAGCCUUGAACGAAUUGCCUCUCGAGGAUGAAUAGUUGAAUUCUAAGUUUCGAGAAGUAGAAUUGUUGCGGUUUUCUUUUUCUUUUGUGCAUCCUUUGCCCAGAGGCAGCGGGCUCUCCAUGUCACACUCCUCAGGAUCGACCUGUCUCGUGCUUUGCUCUCUGGAGCAGGUAGCAUUGAGUGUAGAGGUGGAUCAACUGAAAAUGAAUAUUUCUGGUGUUUGUGAUGCCUGACGUCUGUUGAGACGUAGAUCCGGUGGCAAUGGCAAGACAGGGUAUUCUCAAUCUGUCUUGAACUAUGACACAGAGUUUCUACUGAUAAGGUCAGGUUAUAUUUGCUAUUCUGUGAGGCCUAUGUUCCAAACCCGCUAUGGUGCUUUUGUUGCAAAGGAUUCAGACAUGUUGCAGCAAUGUCUAGAAGGGAGAUCCCACAAUGCGAGAAAUGUGCAGGAGGGCAUAGUCAGAGUGUUGGGAGUUGGGAUAGAGAAAGGACUGUGUCAACUGUGUGCCCUGUGAGAGAGAGAGACAGGUUGAGAUUGACAGAAUUCGAGUGGUGCAGAAAGUGUCCUAUGCUGAGGCAGUGAAGAGAAUAGAGGACAGCCCAAGGGUGAGUGAAUAGGCCUGAAGAGAGAGCUCCAGAGAGGAUGAAUGUUAGUAAAAUAGGGUUUCUUGCAUUUAUUGCUAUGGUUAACUGUCCUGCACUGAUGGAGUGUAAAUCCCAGAAAAUACAGGUAACUGCCAAAAUAAUGGAAACAAUUGAGUAAAUGAGGGAUGCAAAGUAUAUUGAAAGCA
Oncorhynchus gorbuscha (pink salmon) is the source of this 4144-nucleotide messenger RNA. RefSeq lists its product as uncharacterized. Lineage: Eukaryota; Metazoa; Chordata; Actinopteri; Salmoniformes; Salmonidae. Bases 194 to 1975 code for a protein of 593 amino acids. The transcript has 7 exons. The record is from RefSeq and is a predicted model, not a curated record.